Photinus pyralis (common eastern firefly) is the source of this 389-nucleotide messenger RNA. RefSeq lists its product as uncharacterized. The coding region runs from base 6 to 389 and encodes 127 amino acids. The record is from RefSeq and is a predicted model, not a curated record. NCBI's taxonomy places the organism in Eukaryota, Metazoa, Arthropoda, Insecta, Coleoptera, Lampyridae. The transcript has 3 exons.
GAACAAUGCGUACCUGCAUCUUGGCGAUAACGUUUAAGUUUGAUGUAAAUGAAGGAGAUAUCUUAAGAAUAACAGGAUACAAAUGGCUGAGUAACCGAUAUCGCCUGGACAUUUUGCAAUUCAAUGUGACAGCCAAAGAUGCUCUUUGCUUCAAGUACUUUGAUGUAGACCGCAUGUUUCAUUCCUGUACGACACCUAGCAUCGAAUGGCCUCCCAUUAAGGGGAUGACAUACACAAUAAGGGAUUGGGUACCUGACAGUACUAAGUUUCCUCCCGGCUUGCCAGAAGGAAGGUGGAAAAUAGCGAUGCGGUUAUUUACUUACGGGAAACACGUCAUGUCUAUCAACUGGUAUUACGUCGUGAAAUACAAACUUAGAAUGGAGGAUUAA